AUGAAUAAUCUUCAAAAACCCAAUAUUUACAAUGAAUAUUCGCCAUUCAAUGAAUCAAUCAAACAAUAUGGUUUGGACUUGUUCGAUGAAAUUCGAGAAAACUUAUCACGCACCAUCCAGUUAGGAGAAUUGAAUCCUGGCUUUUUAAUUUGGUCACGCAACUUAAAAGAAUUCAUUUCAAAAUAUGGAUUUUAUUUUACCAAGAUCGAACAUCUUAAAUUAAUCAAUUUAUAUCUUUCUGUUCUCUCCAUUACUGAUUUGAAUUAUAUCUAUGUUGAAUUAUGUUUUGACAUGCUUCGUCACCUCCUUCGAAAGACUCGUCUAAUCACACGAGAUGACUUGAACAUUGAUUGGAGGAUAUUAUAUUAUUGGGCUCGAUUGAUUGAUGAUAAUCAUGAUAAAAUUCAUGGAUUAGUCAUUCUACCCAACAAUAUAGACAUUUCACUUGCACUCUGUGCUCGUCAAUGUUCUCAAUACUUUUCUGUAAUAGCUACUCAAGAAAUUCUUGAUGAAUUACGUCCACAAAUGUGUCCUAUGGGAGGAAGUUUUGCUGGCGUCAUGAGGAUGUUCUCAUAUUUCCUUCCUGUCAAUUUACCUCCGAAUCUGCAUUACCAAGGAUUUCAAUUAUGGUUAUCGGAGUUUUUCAAUAUUUGGCAAAAUAUUUACAAUCAAGAUGUGUGGAGAAUACGUCUAAUCGAUAUUUUUUCAUCAGUGGCUUGGCAUAAUAUUGGUUAUAUUGAUUGGGAACCAUGGAUGUCACAAAAUUAUAUGGAAACAGCAGUAGAAGCUUGUCAUUAUCUUUCUAUACUUCGGCCAGAAUUAAUCAUUCCAUGUAUCAUUGAAAAACAUUUCUUGGCGAUUGAUAAUAUAACUGAACCACAUCGAUUUACAUCCAUCAUUACUUGUUUAACACACAUUGCUCGUCAAAUAGUACAACAAACACCAUCUUAUAGUCGAGGUCAAAUUUAUGUUUUACCAUUACUAAUAUCUGUAUUACCUGGUAUCGAUCUGAAUGAUUUCAAGAAAACAUCGGUAACAUUAGAAUUUCUUGAUACUAUGCUGAUGCAAAUCACAUGUAUUGAUUGUUCAUCGGCAGUAAAUAUUCGAACUGAUUUAACUGAAAUUGAAAGAGAAGUAUGUCUAUCGACAUCGAAAUUUGAAGAUUUUAUCAAUGAAUUUCUCAAUCGAAUAUUUCAUAUCAUUGAGAUUUCAUCAGCCGAAAUAUCUGAUGCAGUAACGGCGGAUGCAAAUGAUAAUAAGUUGGACAUAGACAUCCAGCCAAAAGUGACUUCAAUCCUAUUCAAUAUUGUUCAACAAUGUAGCAGUCCUAUUUUUCAAAAAAUUCGAGAGAAGAUUAUGAAUUUUCUUGGUAGUCAAUGUUUAUCACCAAAAGUACGAGAUAUCGCCAGUGGUCUCGUUCGAGCACUUGUCAAAGGUAACCCAGUGAAAACACUAAAAUAUCUUCUUCCUGAAAUAUGCAAAUCUAUUGAGAACAAAUUUAACAGUUCUGAAUCAACAUUAUUAACUGAUUACAAAGAUGAUAUAGAAUUGACCUGGUAUUUAAUUGUCUUUGCUGAACUUCUUCGUGCUCAUGGUGAUGUUUUAUUAAUCUAUAAACAAUUGAUUAUGUCUGUAUUUCAUCAAUGUAUUCAAAUUGUUAAUAAGCAUUCAUAUAAAGCAGUGGCUAAGGCUGCUAUGAAUCUAAUUCAAUCUCUUUCUUGUUCGUAUCCAGUUGAUUACCGACUGUUGGUCAUCAAUAGUGACGAAACAUUCGACAAUUUUUUACCAAUUCGGCUAUGGGGUCAAUAUGUUGAUAUUGAUAAAGUUCAACCUCAAUUUCACAUUCCCAGUAUUGAUGAAAUUGAUUUUGUUUAUGAAUUUGUCGAGAUAUUUCUAUAUCCUGAAUUGGCUCGAUUGAAUGAAAAUGGUUUAAAAAUGUCCAAUAACGAACGACUGAGAUCUCUCACCAUUAUCCAGUCGAUUGCCGAAGCAGCCUUUUGUCUGGUACCUCCUAUUGAAAGUAAAGAAGUACAAAAUCUUACGAUACAAUCAAUGGUUUCAUAUUAUUCCAAAUAUCAAAUUCGACUCUCUAAAUAUUCGACAGAACCAAAAUACCCAGAGAAUCUGCGAUUGCGACUCUUCAUCGAUAUUGGAUUGCUCCUAGACAAACUCGUCGUAAAUCAUUCAGAUGAUGUUUUAUCGAUACAAAAAGCUCUCGGAUUCUAUUGGUUUAUUUCUGAUUAUUAUGGUAUUUAUGAGCACGGAAUUUAUGAUUGGCCAAAAGAUUUUAGUUCUCGAGAAAAAUUAUUAAAAAACAAACUAUGUGGUGAAGGACAAAAUCUUCGUUUCUUAAUCAUUCAAAAAUUGGCUUUAAAGAUCAAGGAACUUGAAACAACUUAUUAUGGUCCAUUAAAUGAGAUUAAUAAAGAGAUUAUAUUCAAAUUGUUUGAACUAUCGAUUAAUCGAUAUAGUGAAGUGCGUCGCAAAGCACAAAACGACCUCCUUUAUCUAUUCAGUCGUAUUCACUUCUCAUAUCAAGUGAUUGUUGAUCGUAUUGUCGAAUUACUCAAGAACACAAGUGAACCCGAUCAUGAUCAAAUCAAAGUUUGA
Messenger RNA from Adineta steineri, 2610 nucleotides. NCBI's taxonomy places the organism in Eukaryota, Metazoa, Rotifera, Eurotatoria, Adinetida, Adinetidae. The record is from the annotation of a GenBank genome assembly.